AUGUAUAAAACUGAAAGCAAGGAAUUGAGUGAUUCUUGCAAAAUCACCAUUCACUUUAACAGUGAUUUUAAAGCAAAAUUUGAACUGGUUCGAAUGUCGAACAUCGUUUUUAACAUAAUCAACAUAUGUGCUGGGGAAGAAGUAUUUUUUGAUGAACUUGGUGAUGCAUCAGCUUAUUUUGACAUACUAAAUUGGAGAAUGUAUCCAAAUGGUGCGAAUGCCUAUGUGAAGGUUGGCACAUUUGAUUCCAGAGCUCCAGAAGGGAAACGUAUUGCUGUCAAUGAAAGUCACAUUAUGUGGAGCAAAGGCUAUUCUCAGAUUCCAAAGUCUGUAUGUAGUGACAGGUGCCGCCCAGGUCAUCGAAAAGCAGUUCAACUAGGCCAGCCAAUCUGCUGCUUUGAUUGCCUUCUCUGUCCACCAGGUGAAGUUGCGAACCAAAGCGAUUCUAAUGACUGCAUGAGGUGCCCAGACGAUCAGUGCUCAGAUGCUAACGGAAUGAUGUGCAUCCCGAAGAUCAUAGAAUUCCUUUCUUUUGAUGAUCAUUUGGGUUCAUCGUUGGCUGCUGUGUCAUUAUUUCUCUGUUUGUUAAACAUUUCUAUACUCUGCAUAUUUAUUAAGAACAGAGAAACUCCAAUAGUGAAAGCCAACAACCGUGAACUUAGCUUUGUUCUCCUUUCAGCUCUUGCACUUUCCUUUCUUUGCGCACUGAUUUUUAUUGGACAGCCAGGAAAGGUGAACUGUUUACUCCGGCAAGUGGCAUUCGGAAUCAUUUUCUCAUUUUCAGUUUCAGCUGUACUGGGAAAAACAACAAUUGUUUUCAUUGCUUUUAGUGCUACAAAACCCAACAGUCCACUGCAGAAACUGGUUGGAUCAAAAGUUCCAUAUACCCUUGUCUGCUUCUGUUCUCUGAUUCAGAUUCUGAUGUGUCUUCUGUGGCUGUUAUUGUUUCCUCCUUUCCCAGAGCAUAACACAAAAUCUAAUAUUGAUAAAAUACUUAUUGAAUGUAAUGAGAACUCGGUAAUUAUGUUUUACUGCAUGCUGGGCUAUAUGGGAAUUUUGUCAAGUGUGAGCUUUGUAGUUGCUUUUCUAGUUCGAAAAUUGCCUAAUGGCUUUAAUGAAGCAAAGUACAUCACUUUUAGUAUGUUGGUUUUUGUUAGUGUAUGGUUGACUUUCAUCCCUGCCUAUUUAAGUACUCAAGGGAAAUAUAUGGUUGCAGUAGAGAUAUUUGCCAUAAUGUCUUCUUCUGCGGGGUUACUCUGCUGCAUAUUUGUACCAAAAUGCUACAUUAUAAUAUUUAAGCCCCAUAAAAAUACAAGAGAAUACAUAGCAGAUGCCCAGGAGUUUUCAGUGAACAGGGAGGCCCAUGGUGAAUGCUUAGAAAUACUCAGAGAAGCAAGAGAUUUUAAAGCAAUAUGUGUAAAUGGGCGUGCCUUCAUUGAAGGUUGGGAGUCGAGCUGGUACCCCGACGUUUCGUAA
Molecule: messenger RNA, 1476 nt
Organism: Protopterus annectens (West African lungfish)
Lineage: Eukaryota; Metazoa; Chordata; Ceratodontiformes; Protopteridae
Product: vomeronasal type-2 receptor 26-like
Exons: 6
Coding region: 1-1476 (491 amino acids)
Biological process (GO): G protein-coupled receptor signaling pathway
Cellular component (GO): membrane
Molecular function (GO): G protein-coupled receptor activity
Source: RefSeq, a predicted model, not a curated record